GUGAAAUAACUAUUACAAUUUUGUUGUGCGUUUUUAUACAUACGCACAAAAAUGUUAAUUUUGUUGCGAACACAAUCGGAGGUGCGACUCCGCACUGUCACGCGACUGCUAGCAGCACAGCUGGUGGCGCAGCCGAAACAAGCGUUUUCCACGACAACGAGCGAACAUUAUGAUAUUAUAAUUGGUGGAGGAGGACUUGUUGGUACUACCUUGGCAGCUGCAGUGGCAAAAAAUAAAACACUUGCCGAUAAGAAGGUCUUGCUCUUGGAGGGCGCACCCGAAUUUAAAGGCUUUGAUGGAAAGGGACCCUACCACAAUCGAGUCUCGGCCAUUAAUAGUAACUCUAUACAGCUGUUCAAGGCAAUUGACGCCUGGUCGCACAUUGAGGCAUCACGAUACAAGCCGGUUAAGCAGAUGCAAGUGUGGGAAUCCAACAGCGAUGCUCUCAUACAAUUUCAGCAUGAAAACUUCGCUAAUGGUGUAGCCUGCAUUAUUGAGAAUGAUUUGAUACUGGAUGCUGUCUACGCGCGAGUGAAGGAGGCAUGUAAUGUAAAAGUGUUGAACCGGGCGCGCAUCGAGAGUGUGCGCUUGCCUCAAGAUUCUGGCUGCUCAAACUCUGAGGUGACGCUGCAAGAUGGACGUCAGUUUACGUGCGAACUGCUUGUAGGUGCAGACGGUGCCAAUUCUGUGGUGCGCAAGCAAAUGGGAGUGGACGUAUUUUCGCUUAACUAUGAACGCAUGGGCCUGGUUGCCACACUGGAACUGAGCGAUGACGCUGGUGAUAACGCAGUGGCGUGGCAACGAUUCUUGCCUACGGGUCCGGUGGCACUGCUACCGCUUAGCGAAAAGGAAAGUUCCCUGGUGUGGAGCACGACGGUGUCGCAUGCCAAGGAGUUGCAGGCAAUGCCUCCAGAGCAAUUUGUGGAAGUUCUAAACGAAGCUUUCUGCCGGCAGUAUCCGCGUGUUGAUCUAGCAGAUAAGGCAGUCCAGGCACUGAACGCUUUCUUUGGCCACACCUCGGCUCAGCACCAUCGUCAAUAUCCGCCACGUGUGUGCAAUGUGAAGGAGCGAUCUCGUGCCACCUUUCCAUUGGGUUUUCUGCACGCCUCCUCAUAUGUUUGCCGAGGUGCUGCCUUAGUUGGCGAUGCAGCGCAUCGUGUGCAUCCACUGGCCGGUCAGGGUGUCAAUUUGGGUUUUAGUGACGUUCGCUAUCUGGUAGAAUCGUUAGCUUCCGGCGCAUAUGCAGGCUUUAAGUUAGGCGACAAACAACAUUUGGUUAAGUACGAGCAAAAAUGUUUAACAAAGAAUGUGCCUAUUAUGAUUGGAGUUCAUGGUCUACACACGCUUUACUCCACUGACUUCAGUCCAGUGGUGCUGCUUCGGAGUUUGGGUCUACAACUAACUCAGAAUCUUCCACCCAUUAAGAAUUUGUUUAUGAAGCAAGCCAUGGGCUAAAUAUUAAGUGGGAUUGGUCAGAGCAGCUUAGCUUAAGUAUGUUCAAGUAUAGUUCACGAAUAAAGUUUUCUUACAUUCUAAAAUA
Molecule: messenger RNA, 1540 nt
Organism: Scaptodrosophila lebanonensis
Lineage: Eukaryota; Metazoa; Arthropoda; Insecta; Diptera; Drosophilidae
Gene: Coq6
Product: ubiquinone biosynthesis monooxygenase COQ6, mitochondrial
Exons: 1
Coding region: 52-1455 (467 amino acids)
Biological process (GO): ubiquinone biosynthetic process
Cellular component (GO): mitochondrion
Molecular function (GO): FAD binding; 2-octaprenyl-6-methoxyphenol hydroxylase activity; oxidoreductase activity, acting on paired donors, with incorporation or reduction of molecular oxygen, NAD(P)H as one donor, and incorporation of one atom of oxygen
Source: RefSeq, a predicted model, not a curated record